AGACCGUGGCCGUGAAGCAGAUGUAUGUUGAAGAUGCUCGAGUGUUAGAUGACAAGAGCAAGAAGGCCUUUCUGUCAGAGGUCAAGAUAUGGGCCCGACUAGCACAUCCACAUACAUUGCGACUCUUUGGAGCUUGCCUCGAUACUUCCCGGCCAUUCAUGGUCAGCGAAUACUGCAAGUUUGGAAAUAUCUGCGAGUAUCUCGCCCGUAUUUCGAGCCCUCCCAGGUCACUUCUCGUGCGCAUGGUUGAUGACGUAGCAUCUGGCAUGGCGUACCUACAUCGGAAUAGGAUCAUUCAUGGCGACUUGAAGGGCGCGAACAUCCUGGUAUCCAACGACCAUAGAGCUUUGCUUGCCGAUUUCGGAAUCUCGAAAGUACUUGACGAGGAUUUCACGACUCGGAGCCAUCAAUCACGCACAGGAUCUUUGCGCGGUACUUUACGAUGGAUGGCGCCGGAGUGUCUCUACGGUGACUCGCGAGUGACGAUGGCUUCAGAUAUAUAUAGUUUCGCCAUGACGGCCUGGGAGAUAUAUAGUGGUCAAGUCCCGUUCGCGGAUAUAAGUGAGCGCGUCUUGGCCAUUGCGGUAGUCGAGCAGAAGCGCAGACCGAAAUGUCCUGCAAGGCUCACGGGCCAGGGUUCGAUCUGGACUCUCAUCCAAUCUUGCUGGGAUGCACGCCCGUCGGUGAGACCGGACUUCGAAAAUAUACGGAUAGUCACUAAACGUCUAUCAUCAAAUAAAUCUGGUGAGUACGUCGGUGCCAAGAACAUUCAUUUGGGUAUUAAUUCCUGCUAA
Molecule: messenger RNA, 794 nt
Organism: Stereum hirsutum FP-91666 SS1
Lineage: Eukaryota; Fungi; Basidiomycota; Agaricomycetes; Russulales; Stereaceae
Product: kinase-like protein
Exons: 7
Coding region: 21-794 (257 amino acids)
Biological process (GO): protein phosphorylation
Molecular function (GO): protein kinase activity; ATP binding
Source: RefSeq, a predicted model, not a curated record